This is a messenger RNA of Acanthosepion pharaonis, 762 nucleotides long. NCBI's taxonomy places the organism in Eukaryota, Metazoa, Mollusca, Cephalopoda, Sepiida, Sepiidae. The record is from the annotation of a GenBank genome assembly.
AUGCGUAUACAUCUAUCUAUUCCAGUCUCUGUCUUUCUUUCUUUCUUUCUUUCUUUCUUUCUAAUCUAUCUAUCUAUCUAUCUAUCUAUCUAUCUAUCUAUCUAUCUAUCUAUCUAUCCCAGUCUAUCUGUUUCUAUCUAUCUAUCUAUCUAUCUAUCUAUCUAUCUAUCUAUCUAUCUAUCCCAGUCUAGUUCUUUCUUUCUUUCUUUCUUUCUUUCUUUCUUUCUUUUCCACUCUGUUUCUAUCUAUCUAUCUAUCUAUCUAUCUAUCUAUCCCAGCCUAGUUCUUUCUUUCUUUCUUUCUUUCUUUCUUUCUUUCUUUCUUUCUUUCUUUCUUUCUAAGUCUGUUUCUAUUUAUCUAUCAAUCUAUCUAUUCCAAACUACUUGGAUUAUCCUUACCACUUACGAAUCUUAUAUUAUCUAUCUAUCUAUUUCUAUCUAUCUAUCUAUCUAUCUUUCUACUUGGAUUAUCCUCUAUCUAUCUAUCAUCUUAUCGAAUGUCUUUUCAUUACCUAUCUAUCUAUUCCUAUCUAUCUAUCUAUCUAUCUAUCUAUCUAUCUGUCUAAGUCUUUCAUUACCUAUCUAUCUAUCUCAGUUUAUUCCUCUAUCUAUCUAUCUAUCUAUUCCUAUCUAUCUAUCUAUCUAUGAUCUAUCUAUCUAUCUAUCUAUCUAUCUAUCUAUCUGUUACCUAUCCAUCAAUCUAUCUAUCUAUCUAUCUAUCUAUCUAUCUAUCUAUCUAUCUAUCUGCUAUAACGAUAUUUAA